CGGGAUCUUCUUGCGACUCCCACUUGGGGCCGGCGCUCAAAUCGUACGGAGAGAGUCGACGGGUAAUAACCUGGCAGACGUGGAACGCACGCGAGGCCUCGCCGCGGCACAUUCGAAAGUUCGCGCGCGCGCCUCCAACCCCCGGCUCAUUCGUACGUAGGUGGUGCGUGUAACGUCGGGUCUCAGGUCUUCGAUCAUCCCUGCUCCGAAUCCCGUAAACAAGAAGAAGCAACGAGAGAGCAGGAGUCGCGAACCCAGAGAGUACGAGUAUGGCACAGCUGAUCAGCGUCAAGCUCUCCCGCUUCGACGGUUCACCUUGGGGUUUCCGGCUGCAGGGGGGCAAGGACUUUGGCACGCCGCUCAUCGUCCAGAAGGUGAAUAACGGAUCUCCAGCCGCGGCAGCGGGUUUGCGGGCGGGCGACGCUGUCAUAAGAGUCAACAGCAUCGAUAUGUUUAAUCUCAGGCACAAGGAUGCGCAGGACGUAAUUGUCAGGGCCGGCAACACCUUCGAAGUGACCGUGCACAGGGGUGUGAACACGUGGAGGCCGAGUGUCUCACCAGUAACAGCGUCGAUCCCAGCGCCACAACCCCAGCUCCCAGCCAGCAAUAUACCCCCAGUGACGAAGACCUCGUUAGCGGCCAAGAAGCAGGAUAUCCACCUCAUCGGCAGCGGGCACAACUUUAGUCCCAAGCCGUUCCUUAAUGGAACAAGUGAUGGUACAAUAAAGUCAAUAGUUAACAAGCAGUACAACAGCCCCGUUGGAAUUUAUAGCGAAGAGACAAUCGCUGAAACAUUAUCAGCUCAAGCUGAAGUAUUGGCUGGAGGUGUAUUAGGAGUGAACUUCAAGAAGAACGAAAAGAAUUACAACGCUCAGAACAGUGAAGUAUUUAAGAUGGUUCAGGAAGCUGAUAAGGAACCAAGAACACCCGAGCCUGCAGAGCCGUUGCCCCACAGCGGAGUCGUGACACCGACGUCGCCGACCCUGACUGGUCUGCGUUCAGUCCAAGCGCCGGAGACACGGCCUCAGUCCGGCACACCCCAGCCGAGCCUCUUACCCGGACAGAACAUCUGUGCUGAUUGCGAGAGGCUUAUUAUUGGUGUAUUCGUGAGAAUAAAGGAGAAGAAUCUUCACGUCGAAUGCUUCAAAUGUUCAACCUGUGGAACUUCCCUCAAGAACGUCGGUUAUUACAACAUCAACAAUAAAUUGUACUGUGACAUCCAUGCUAAAUUGGUCGCCAGACAAAACGCACCAGCUGGACUCAUACCAGUAACUGUUGGACCUGGUCAGAAAGCUCCUGUAAGUACGAUUUCUGCGGCGUUAUCGAACAUUGGGUCUCAUUCACCAUCAUUAAGUAAUCAUGGAAACUCAGCGCCUCAGCCAUUAUCAAGCUACAUGCAGAGCUACAGUCCUGAUCAGCAUCAACAGCCUCAGCAACAACAGCAGCAUUAUUACAACAGCUACGAUGAGAUAAACAGCAACGGUGUCGAACCGGCAACUCACUGCGAAUCGAAAACGUACACGAGCACACUGACCAUCCGGACGCAAAGUAAUGGUCACGGACUCGACUGUAACCGUAACCCCACUAACAACUACAUUAACAACACCGACAACAAGCUGCACAAGCUCGCAGAUAGCAUACGCGAUUUCGCCCUUGAGCAGCAACAAGACGGCUACGAGUUCGACGAACGGGACUACUGCCCGCAAAGCGCGUACACGCAAACCCUGAAGGUGACUAUUCGCGCCUGAGACCGACGUCGAAUUAA
Messenger RNA from Ceratosolen solmsi marchali, 1765 nucleotides. RefSeq names its product PDZ and LIM domain protein Zasp. Gene Ontology annotation, cellular component: filamentous actin; adherens junction; Z disc. Lineage: Eukaryota; Metazoa; Arthropoda; Insecta; Hymenoptera; Agaonidae. Bases 270 to 1748 code for a protein of 492 amino acids. The record is from RefSeq and is a predicted model, not a curated record. The transcript has 9 exons. Gene Ontology annotation, biological process: heart development; actin cytoskeleton organization; muscle structure development. Gene Ontology annotation, molecular function: muscle alpha-actinin binding; actin binding.